AUGCUACAGGAAAAUAUGGCGUUGGUAAUGUUACCAUGCGACCUGCCAUGGUGGGACAGCGUAAAAAAACACCUGAAAAAAAUCGCCAGCACAAAGAAUACCCUGGAAAUCAUUGAAGCCAUGCAAAAAAUAUAUGAAAUGUGCAAUGUAAGUCUGGAUCCAGACGACGACUUGGUCGACCCUGAUCAGUUUACCGGCCUCCUUAAUUUUCUAGAAAACGACGUAACAAACGAAGAGCGUAGCAAUUUGAUGAACAGAACGUUGCCAAAUGUGGUGAAACACGCCAUCCUGAUAAAGGAAAGAAAACCGAAGCGGGGACUCCACUUCAGCUUGCAACAACAAGCUGACUGUACUGAACUGGACUACGCCUUUGUCACGUCGCUUCUGGCAAACGCUUUUUUCUCGACAUUUCCAAAAAGAACCGACAAAAGUCAUCCGACGUUGCAGAACUUUAAUUUUUCCAAUUUUUUCAAAAACCUCGCCGACAACCCUCAAAAAACCAAGCUCAGAAGCGUUUUCCAUUUUUUUGACUGGAUUGAGGAAGGUGGGCGUAUAAAUGGACACAUUACCGUGCAGAGACAGGUGAUGACAUCUAAAGAGUGGCUUACCAUAGAAGACUGGUUGGAAUGCAGCUUACCUCUGUGCCCUCUACAAAUAAAACACGAGGGAAAACUGGAGAGAUCCGAUAUAGACUCGUUGCAGAUAUUAUUUGCUUCAGCCAAAAUCGGAGGUGAUGUGUUGAGGAACGGUUCGAACCAAGAAAGCACACACUUAGCCACAAUCCCGGAAUUAAUCAUGGUGCUACUAAACAUAGAAUCACUGGAGGAUAACGAGGUGCUCACAGUUGGUAGAGUAAGAAGAGUUUCUAGGAUAAAAGACCCCAAAAACAAAGCUGUACUGGAGAAGCUAGACGAUGCUCAACCCAUAUCAGUGUGCUGUAUGGACGCGGACGACUACAAAAAGUUACCCAUAAGUCAAUAUGAAGAGGACAACGUUUUAAGAGAGUUAAACAAGUGCUUAUUGGCCUUCCAGCAGAAACCGCACAAAACCAAUGAUAUACCAGUACAAAGGGAUCGUCAGCGACGCCUAUCGCCCAUCGGUGAAUCGAUGGGCUCCAAUGUAUCCGAAGGUAUACCGUUGAUAACCCAGCAAUCCGCCAGCACUACGCGUACCGACUCUAACCGCAGUGAAUCCCCUGAUAACAACAACACCAACAAAUUAAGGGUAAAGCUGGAGAUGGAGAGAAAUCUCAAGAAGAAGGGCCAAAUUAGCUGUGAAGCCUUGGUCCACAAUAGGAGAGGGAGGUUCAUAGUUCUAGGUUCUUCAGGUGAAUGUCUUCCAGUCACCAGAAAUCCGAUGAAGAAAGAUGAGAGCAUGUUCUCGAGCUGUGACAGUAGCGAGGAUGAGUUUCAUAGUGCCAAAACAAGCCUAGAUGAUGGCAGCGAAGACGAGAACUAUCACAAACGAUACAGUAUAGAUUUGGAGACGCCGGAAAGGAGAUCAUCCUUCGCUCAGCGUCUUAAAGACGCCUUAAAACACGAGAUAUCACCGAGUCUUUCGAGUUCCAGUGACGACUCAAGCUAUGCAGUUGGAAUCAACAUCACUGGAGCUGGGGUGACAGACAAAGAUAUUAGGGUACGGAGAGGUGGCUCAACAGGUUUUGCUUUGCAAGAGGAUUCCGUGGAUGAAGACUAUCUAGAGCAUUCGUUGAAACAAGAACGACAGUGGAUUGAUAAAUUUAAGAGCAAGCAGUCUGCGUUGAGCAGGAAAGAGUCCAACAAAUCUUCAGAAUAUAGUUUCAGUACUGAUUUCAGUUCUGAGCAAGAAGAACUGUAUGAGCAGUUCUCUCAUUGGCUGAACAAUCCGAUCCUGGAAGUGGAUAAAGGAACAAAGAGGGAGUUGGAUGCAAGGGAUCUGGCUGUGGUGAAAUUCGCCGGGUCCAUUCUAAAAAGGACUUUAAGCGAGUCGUUCGCUGGCAUACCAGUACCUCUAACCGAAAACUGUGAUUCUAGCCAUCAGGAUUUCAAAACUAAAAAGAACAAGUUGAUUUUAAACGCCAAAUCUCUAAGUUUGGAGCUCGCCAGGCAGAAGCACCGAUUAGCCGCGCAACUGAAUGACAAUAUAGAAUCUGCAAUUAGGAAGAUUCCCAAAGACUUAACUUGCAAGGUAGAUGCUUCGACAAAAAAUUUAACAAAAAAGCGCAGAGCUUGGUUUAUUACUUGUGUCAGUGACGCCAUCGUGCAAACACUAGAAGAAACCACUUUUAACUUUGCUUUACCGCAAGAAGAAAAGCUGUCAGAACUGUGUCAAAAACCGCACAACGGGCUUAGAGCCAUAAGCACUGGGAAUUGGGGUUGCGGAUCUUCGAGAAAAGGGGACGUGCAACUCAAGGUCAUCGUGCAAUGGCUCGCCUCCAGCGUUGCCGGAGUUCCCUCGCUCAUUUACUACACGUACGGCCACGAAAACCUGGCCAAGCUGGACACCGUGUGCCGGAUAUUGGUGGACCGGAAGUGGACCGUCAAAGAUUUGGCGCAAGCCACCUUGAGAUACUCGAAUCAGGUGUUGCACGGCAGGGAGGUUAGCGGUACCCUGUUCGAGGAGUUGAUUGGGGGUUGAUGUGACGUUUUUAAGGUUAUACAGGCUUGCCAACGUAUGCGGUGUGUCCUCUGAUAGAGUUCAAUUUUUCGGUUUUAUUUUAGUUUUAAUGAGUCUUUGUGCAGGAAUUCCUAAAAUUUGGUUUCAACAUGUUGCGGAUGCUGAAUUUUCGACAUCCGCGGAUGCGGAAAUGGAUGCAUUUUAAGACUCACAUGAGGCGGAUACCAAAAUUUAUGCGGAAGUUCCGCAUCCCUGGCAUCGAAUUUAACAUCAGCAUCCGCAAAAACAAAAAUUAAUGCGGAAGUUCCGCGACCAAAAAUUCCUGCUACAUCGCUGGUAUCGACUUUCACAUCAGCAUCCGCAAAAACUCUACAGAUGCUAAAAUGAAUGCGGAAGUUCCGCGUUUGCAAAUUUCUGCUACAUCCCUGGUAUCGACUUAAACAUCAGCAUCCGCAAACUCAGUAUUUUUUGCUGCAAGUGCUAAAAUUAAUGCAGAAGUUCCGCGAUUGAAACAUUCUCUACCCGCGCACACACUGCAUACUUGAUAAUUCAAUAUAUGUAUGUUUUUAAUACAUUUGGGCCUGUAUAGUUUGCUGUAUUAUACAAACGAUUUCCUACGUUUGGAGAUUAUAAAUAUUUUUACUCAUUAGGUUGUAAUACAAUAAGUAUACUUAUACAUAUUAAAAUUAAUACAGGGCGUACCUGUGUAUAACGCCUUACUGUACAAAAAAUAUAUUUAAGUGGAAUAAAAUCAAAUUUUUAUAUUUCUUUUUAUUGUAUGGUUGUAUAUAUAACAAUAUUUAUAUGCUUUAUGAAAGUUAUUUUUGAAGAAAAAAUAGUGCCUCGUUGUUAAAACGUUAAAAAAGUGUUCACACAGUUUUUUACCCAAUUUUAUGUAAUAUUACACCUUUGCGCAUCAGGAAUUGUAACAGUGUAACAGUCUUCCAUUUUUAAGGCAACUUUUUGUAAACGAGCAUAAAAAAAGACAAUGUGGAGUGUUUAUUAUAAAUUUUAAUAAAUACAAUAAAUCAAUAUGUUAAUUUUUAAUGAUAAACCUAAAAGAAAAUACCCCUCAUCCUUCUACCUAAUCCUUGCCUGUCAUAUAGGAUAUUAAACUUGUUCACGAAUUGAUUCAAAUCGUUGCAGCCUUUGGUUAAUGUUCCCAGGUAGGUCAUGAGUCCCACAUCGUUGCAUUGCUAAAAAUAGUGUUGGAAGAAAACGGUAAAAGGCAUAAAAAUCGUUCUUACAUUAUAGAAGUCCUGCCUGAACCUCUGGCUCUGUAUCACAGGCAACCUGUGGCACAGAGAAUAAGCCUCUCGCAUAACCUCGUGAUUCAUCGGCAGCUGUCCGCUUUGCACUGCGCGCAUGUACUCCAAAACCAAUCUGACUCGAGAGUGCAACAUUUUGAUGGCGCUGUGUUGAGCAGUUAAGUGCUCGGCCACCAGAGAACUCUCUCCAGAGUCGGCGGAGCACAUUCUGGCAACGUGGUCUACACCGAUACGUUCCGCCUCUUCUGUGGCUAAAGUGUAGCUCAGCGAUACGAACAGCAUCGUGGCCUCGCCACUCACUAAAUCUAUCACUGAUUCGUAGAGAUUUACUGGUAGAUGCU
Messenger RNA from Brassicogethes aeneus, 4204 nucleotides. NCBI's taxonomy places the organism in Eukaryota, Metazoa, Arthropoda, Insecta, Coleoptera, Nitidulidae. The record is from the annotation of a GenBank genome assembly.